Strigops habroptila (Kakapo) is the source of this 9804-nucleotide messenger RNA. RefSeq names its product diacylglycerol lipase alpha (gene DAGLA). Gene Ontology annotation, cellular component: dendrite membrane; postsynaptic membrane. Gene Ontology annotation, biological process: lipid metabolic process. Lineage: Eukaryota; Metazoa; Chordata; Aves; Psittaciformes; Psittacidae. Bases 433 to 3528 code for a protein of 1031 amino acids. The transcript is spliced from 22 exons. The record is from RefSeq and is a predicted model, not a curated record.
GAGGCGGUGUUAGAGAAUCGGGGGGCCGCGAGGCCCCCGGGAUGGAGGCGGCGGCGGCCCUGGGCCUGCGUCGCGGGCGGCGGCGGCGGCUGAGGUGGCUGAUCUGAUAAGCAUUCCAGGGUGGAGGAAAAGUGACAGGUUUGACUUUGCCAGGAUUAUAGUGAAAAAUAGCUUGCCUAAAGAGAUGAGGCUGUCAGAUUGGCACCACUCAGCUACAGCUGCAAUACUCCUUUCGCAGUCACCACGCCGCCCUUCCCUGUGCCGAGUGGGAUUUUCAAUGGCUGCAAGAAGAGUUUGCUGUUCCUUCCUUCACUCGUGAUGCCUGUCUCCGUGGAUAUGCACUAUUCCUGCAAUACCCUUCUGGGAGAGAAGAAUGUGCAGCAGCUGGGAGGUGAGUGUUGUGCCUGCUGAACCCCCUCAGACCCACUAGCCAUGCCAGGGAUUGUCGUGUUUCGCCGCCGCUGGUCUGUAGGCAGCGAUGACCUGGUUUUGCCAGCAGUCUUCCUCUUCCUCCUGCACACCACCUGGUUUGUGAUCCUCUCUGUGGUGCUCUUUGGGCUGGUGUACAACCCCAACGAGGCCUGCUCGCUCAACCUGGUGGACCACGGCAGAGGCUACCUGGGCAUCCUGCUCAGCUGUAUGAUCGCAGAGGUGGCAAUCAUCUGGCUCAGCAUGAGAGGCAGUAUCCUGUACACAGAGCCCCGGGACUCCAUGCAGUAUGUGCUCUAUGUCAGACUGGCUAUCCUGCUGAUUGAGUUUGUGUAUGCUAUCGUGGGCAUCGUUUGGCUAACGCAGUACUACACUUCCUGCAAUGAUAUCACAGCAAAGAGUGUCACUUUGGGAAUGGUGGUGUGCAACUGGGUUGUCAUCCUGAGUGUCUGCAUCACUGUCCUGUGCGUCUUCGACCCCACAGGCCGGACCUUUGUCAAACUACGCGCCACAAAGCGGAGACAACGCAACCUGAGGACGUACAACCUGAGACACCGCCUGGAAGAAGGACAAGCCAGCAGCUGGACACGAAGGCUCAAGGUUUUCCUUUGCUGCACACGGACAAAAGACUCUCAGUCGGAUGCCUACUCAGAAAUUGCCUACCUUUUUGCUGAGUUCUUCCGAGACCUUGACAUCGUCCCAUCUGACAUCAUUGCAGGCCUGGUUCUUCUGCGCCAACGGCAGCGGGCGAAGCGCAACGCUGUGCUGGAUGAGGCAAACAAUGACAUUUUAGCUUUUCUGUCUGGGAUGCCAGUGACCAGGAACACAAAGUAUUUGGAUCUGAAAAACGCGCAAGAGAUGCAGCGGUACAAAGAGGUGUGUUACUACAUGCUGUUUGCCCUGGCUGCCUAUGGCUGGCCCAUAUACCUGAUGAGGAAGCCCACAUGUGGACUCUGUCGCCUGGCCAGAUCCUGCUCAUGUUGCUGUCUGUGUCCUUCACGUCCCCGCUACGCACCUAGUGUCACCAUCGAGGAGGACAACUGCUGUGGCUGCAAUGCCAUUGCCAUCCGCCGCCACUUCUUGGAUGAGAACAUGACCUCAGUAGACAUUGUCUACACAUCAUGCCAUGAUGCGGUUUAUGAAACACCUUUCUAUGUGGCUGUGGACCAUGAUAAGAAGAAGGUGGUCAUUAGCAUCCGAGGAACUCUGUCUCCAAAAGAUGCCUUGACAGACCUAACUGGGGAUGCAGAGCGCCUUCCAGUUGAGGGUCACCAUGGUACAUGGCUGGGACACAAGGGAAUGGUGCUAUCUGCUGAGUACAUCAAGAAGAAAUUGGAGCAAGAGAUGGUGCUUUCUCAAGCUUUUGGAAGAGACUUAGGGAGAGGAACGAAGCACUAUGGCCUGAUUGUGGUUGGUCAUUCCCUAGGGGCUGGCACAGCUGCCAUCCUGUCCUUCCUCUUGCGUCCACAGUACCCAUCACUCAAGUGCUUUGCCUAUUCUCCCCCAGGUGGGCUGCUGAGUGAGGAUGCCAUGGAGUAUUCAAAAGAGUUUGUGACUGCAGUCGUGCUUGGCAAAGAUCUAGUGCCCAGAAUUGGACUCUCUCAGCUGGAGGGAUUUCGCCGGCAGCUGCUGGAUGUUCUUCAAAGAAGUAACAAACCAAAGUGGCGCAUCAUUGUGGGUGCCACAAAGUGCAUCCCCAAGACAGAGCUCCCUGAAGAGACAGAAGAAAACUCAGUCACAAGUAACCGCCUCUGGACCCACCCCAGUGACCUGACUAUUGCUCUGUCUGCAAGCACACCCCUGUACCCACCAGGCCGCAUCAUCCACGUGGUGCACAAUCACCCUGCAGAGCAGUGCUGUUGCUGUGAGCAAGAGGAUCCCACUUACUUUGCAAUCUGGGGUGACAAUAAGGCAUUCAAUGAAGUGAUCAUCUCGCCGGCGAUGUUGCACGAACACCUCCCAUACGUGGUCAUGGAAGGGCUCAACAAGGUCCUGGAGAAUUACAAUAAGGGGAAAACAGCUUUACUUUCUGCAGCCAAAGUGAUGGUGAGUCCUACAGAAGUGGAUCUCACCCCAGAACUGAUCUUCCAGAGUCAGCCCUUGCCCAGUGGCCCCUCAGUGCAGAUCGGAACUGGAGCCAUAACAGCGGACAGGAGGAACAGCAGUACUAAGAGCAAAUCCCAUUCUGAGAUCAGCUUGGAGGGCUUUUAUGAGACAAAGCCACUUUCCCCUGUGCAGAAAGACCCCGUGGAGCUGCUUCUCCUGGACACAAAGGAACGUCUGUCUGUGGAGCUGCAGGACCGCCGUGCCCCUCUUGCCACCAUGGAGAGCCUCUCAGACAAUGAAUCCCUCUACAGCUUUGAUUCCAGGCGCUCCUCUGGUUUCCGGAGCAUCCGGGGCUCUCCCAGCCUCCAUGCUGUCAUGGAGAAGGAUGAGACACACUGCUUUUAUAUAGACCCUGUUAUCCCUGAGGAAAACCCUUCCCUCAGCUCCCGGACAGAGCUGCUGGCUGCUGACAGCCUCUCCAAGCACUCCCAAGAGACUCAGCCCCCUGACAACGUGCUCAACAGUGGUGGCACUACCCCACAGCGACGCUGCAGUGAGGAGGGAGCCAGCAGUGAGGGGGACCGUGUUUCCUUACCCCCUCGUGAGGAGCUGUCUCUCCAGAAUGGACGUCUCACUGAUGUUCCCAGUCCCCAAGUGUUGGAAUUUGCUGAGUUCAUAGACAGCCUCUUUAAUUUGGAUAGCAAAAGCAGCUCCUUCCAGGACAUCUACUGCAUGAUGGUGUCAGACAGCUCCAGUGACUUUGCAGAGAUGCCCAAAUCUGUCAGUGAUCAAGAGAUCCUGUUGAGGGCACAAUAUGAACCCAACUUAGUCCCUAAGCCCCCGAGGUUGUUUGCAGGCUCAACAGAUCCUUCGUCGGGCAUCUCUGUGUCCCCUUCUUUCCCCCUUAGUUCAUCUGGAGAACUCAUGGACAUCACUCCUACAGGUGUGAGCAGCCAGGAGUGCCUGGCCACUGAGAAAAUCCGGACUUCUACCCCCUCUGGGCAUGUAACCAGCCCUGCCAAGCAGGACGACCUCAUGAUUUCAGCCCUCUAGUUGCAGGGUAAAAGGGGUGCAGCUCUGAGAGCUGAUCCCAUAGGCUGAGUGCUGGGAUAGUACUUGGAGGAGGAGGUGGUCAUGGGGCAGUUCAGAUCAGAGGAGACAGCUGGAGAUGUUCCUUCUGGGGGUGACACAGUGAUGGCACGUUGGUGUCUAUAGAGGAUGGGUUGGGAGAAGCAGCAUUGCCUCACAGGGCCUGCUGCAGGGUUUGAGUCCCUAAAGGUAGAUGCAAGUUCCCUACCUCAGCCUGUCUCUUUGCAUUUCUGAGGCAGAUUCCUUGCCCCAGGGCACCUGCUGAGAUUGGGAGUGACAUAUCCUGCUUCACGGAAUCCUCUGGAGUGAAGGGGUGGAUUCUCUGAAGCUCAAGGAUUGGAUAGAAGUGAGGGGGUCAGACCAGAUUCCCCCCUUUGGUACUAUGUCAGAGGGUUUGGAAAUGAAUGGAUUGAGACUUGGGCACUAUUGCACUACCAGGUUGGAUCUGGCCCAAGAUCCAAUCCAUCCCACUUCCAUAGGGAUUGCUUUUGUAGGACACUCUCCUGUUUUAAAGCCAUUGGGGCUGUAUUCUCCCCACACGCAGUCUCCUCUCCCUGGCCAGGCAGAGCAAGAACAGGGCUGGCACUGUGCUUUCUCUCCCCUGAGUCCUUCUGUGUUCAGUGACCACCAGGCUGCUGCUGAGAGGGAAGGACACUGUUCUUGAAGAGCCCAAGUCCUCUGCCACAUCCCUCUGUGCCAGAAAGAGUUCUCCUGGAUGUCACCACCAUCACUUCUCAGCUCCCUGGACCACUCUGAGCUGGCCACAUUCCUGCAGGACUGACAGGAUCCUCAUCUCAGAGCUGCAUGGAUGGAUCAACUCCGAACAACAACAGGCUUCUCAACACCCAGUGUUAUGUGCCAGGCCCCUGUGGAGCCUGGGAGCCUCUGCUGGGUCCUCACACCACCCAUAUGCCAUAAUCACAGAUCAGUGCCAGCCUCUGUCAUUGGGAGUUCAGGGAAAAGAUGGACUUUUACUAAGUAUUGAAAUCUCUUGUAUGUUUACAGAGCUGCUAAGCUUCUUGGAAGGUAUUUAUUAAGCAAAUAGGGAGGCUUUCCCUCAGCAAAAAGCAUGUUCAUUCUCUCCUUCCUGUGCUUGUUCCCUCUGGGAUCCAAGGGGAGAGAGGAUGGGCAGGUAUGAUUGCAAGUCCUCUGCUUUUCAAGUGGCUCAGAGCCUGGGGGGAAGCAUUGUGCAUCCCUCAGCCACCCUCCCUUGGCUGCCUCUCCAUUGCACACCACCACACUGCAAAGCUUGACCAAGGCACCAGGAGAACUCCCUGAGCACUGCUGUGCAGAACCUCAGGGCCUGGAGGAGCCUCCAAGACCUUUCCAGGCAGGCACUUGCCACUGAUGGGAGCAGGAGAGAAACUACCUAUUGAGAGAGUUUAAACAUACUGUGACCUGUAAAAGGCCUUUCAUUGACACAAAACCUUCAUAUCCAAGCUCUGCAGUUACCAAUCAAUCUCGCUGGAGAUCUGUCCUCCCUCACUGGAAGAGAAAUUCCCAUUUUAGCUUCCUUGUAAUCACAGAGGUAUUUAUGGCCCUCUUUUCCCUUCCUUACUGUGAUCUUUCCACUGUGGGAGGAUGCUGUGCUUCCCAGGCUCAUAGCAAGCCUCUGGGCUUCUGUUAUCCCUAUCCUGUUAUCCCACAGCCUUUAGCUGUGAUCACCGAGUAGUCUCUGGAAGCCCCAGCCAUGAGUCAGGGCUGUUCUGUGCUGAGCACCACACAAACAGAGCACGAGUGGCAUCAAAUGCCAUCAAGUCAGGACUGGAGCACUUUAUUUCCAUCAGUGCACACUGAGGUUAUAACCUCAGGUGCAUGGAAGUGAACUGGACUUUGUGUCCAAGUCCCACACUUUAGCCUGGGAUGCUGUGUUCCUGCUCCUUACACAUUACAGGGCCUUCAGAAGCACAGGGGCUUUGUUAAAUGGGCAGUAAAAUACUGUCCCUGGGGUUUUAAGUUCCAAAGGUGACCUUUUCUCUACUGUCUUGAACUAGAGGGAAGAAACCCCUUUGAAUUCCAAGUAAUUUCUAAAAGUAAAAUGCUUUUAAAAGCAAAAAGAAGUUACUUUUCCUCUUUGUAGAUCCUUCAGGAAAGAGCAGUGUUGUUCCCCUUGCUGAGAGCUUGUUCAGGAGCUCCCCUAGAGCAGUUGUGUAAGUGCCAUCACAUCACCCACUCUUGCAGAGCACAGGGUAAGGCUGACUUGCUUCACACACCCAACACACGCUAUAAAGAUGGUGUCCAGGAAUGCACAUAAUGAACUGGAGUGGUUUUGAGGGGGAAAGGGGAUGUUGUAGCAUAGGGAGGCUGAGGCUAGCAGGCUGGCUUUCCUCCUGAUGCAGACUGCUUAUACAUGUUGCUGAGAGUAGGGGAAAGGAGUUAAUCUCUGCCUUUAAUCAUUGGCAGAAGAUGGGUAGUAAUCACUUAGCACUUAGGCAGAGCUUUAUCUCUGCAAAGCACUUUACGAACACUAAGGAAAGGAUCAUCUCUGGCCCUAGCAGUGAGGUGGAAGGAGAUGGGUAUCUCUGUGACUAGGUUGGAACUACUGGUGCCCUACCAAGGAUGGUGGGGAGAUGCCUCCAAGUGAGGAAGGUGGAUUAGCUCCCUCUGGUGUUUCAGUGAUGACCUGAGGAUGUUUAAUGGGUUAUAAUAUUGCACUAGAAAGUCACUUCUGAGCUUGGGCAAACAUCCACUAUGUCCUGGAAGACACAAAUCCUUGUGUGUGACUCUUUCCUUCUCUGUGCCAUUGGAACUGUGUCCCAAGGGAAUGGACUUACCUUGUCCUGACCAGCUGCAGCAGGAAACAGCCUGGCAUGCUGCGUUAUUUGUGCUCCUCUGUGGUUAUUAGGCUUCUACUGAAAAGCCUGGAAACACCUAAUGCUUGUGACCUGGGCUUGCCAUAGAUCAAGGCAGUAAAGGUGCAAAAGAGCCUUUUUAGUUAAAAGGUAUCACAUUAUGUGUAAUUCUUGGCUUCCUUUGUUCUCUCUUGACAAACAGACCUGUUCCCAAUCACAAGCAAGUCCACGUUCUUGGCAUUAUUUCUGCUUCAGAUGGCUUUGUGUGUCUUCAUUCUCAUCACUCGUUUGCUCUAAGAGCAUUUGGACAGGCUGACCUCCUGUUUCCUCCUGGAAGAGUGUAUCUGGAGAGUUAAACAUGAAGCCUGUAGCUACCUCCUUUGCACUGCACAUGGUUGGCUGCUUUCUCUGCCCUCAAUCCUCUCUGAUGUGCAGCAUCUUUGGAAACGUGAAGUUAUCUUCAGACUUCUUAAUCUCUUGUCUUCUGGUUCCUGCUCUUAAGCUUUGUGCCUUCUAAUCUUUAGAUGUUCCCAUGAUACUUCAAUGGAAUGUUCCACCCCACGUGGAGGCAGUGCUGGAAGUGCUGUUCAUCGUGCCUGACACCCCAGCUAAGCAGCAGCAGUUCAUCAGCUCCGUGCCACAUCCUUAAAAUCUCCUCCAAGAGCUUUUUGGUGUUCAUGGAGAGCAGAGAGUGGACUUUGUGCACCUUAAAGUGAAGUAAGUGAAACCUGCUCCACCAGCACAGCUCUGCUGGAGUCUAGCAGGGUUCUCUGUCCCUCCGUGAUCUCCUGGUGUGGCAAAUCUCAGCUGACUCUCUCCCUGGCACUUGCCAUUGCAUCCUUCUUCAUGAUGCUCUCAACAGACUGUAGUGGAAUGUAAUCCUGAAGCCUUGAAGCAUUCAAGGGCAACAUGGGAGGCCCUUGACUAGGUGCAUGUUGAGCUUCAUCCCACAGCUUAGCAGGGUGAGAGGCAAAUCCUGUGUUCAAAGGCCAGGUUGGACACAGGGGCUUGGAGCAACCUGCUCUAGUGGAAGGUGUCCCUGCCCGUGGCAGGGGGUUGGGACUGGAUGAGCUUUAAGGUCCCUUCCAACCCAAACCAGGCUGGGAUUCUAUGAUUUCCAUGGUUGACAGGAGCCCUUCUGUAUUUCCCUUGGGAAUUGGCUGGGCUGGAGCAAUGCUUGGGACUGGGUUCACUUUGUCCUUAUGUCUGCCCACCGCUGGGAUAUUCUCUUCCCUUGGAGGAUUCUGGCUUUGUAGGAAAGGUAGAGUAGCAUUUGAUUACCAUUGUUUUUAGGUAUGAUGGUUGCAGCUACCCCCUGCAGAGCAUGUUAAGCCACAUAGGUCAGUCAUUUGCUGAUAAAGUGGUUUAUAACUCAUUAAAUGUUACACAGAAAUACUGGCAGACAUUUAAAAUAACCUCUAACUCUCUAGCUAGCAGCUUUGCUGUGUGCUGAAAAGCUCCUUCUGCUUCCCUCCUAUCUAUAGCAUCAUAUUUGUUCCUUUCUGCUCAGACAACUGAAGUCUGAGAUGGCUUUUGCUGACAAUCCUUCCGUGCUGUCAAUGUUCAUCAUCCCUUCUCUUUAAAUUCACUCCACUGAAGCUGGAUUUCUGUGGAGAGCUGUUAUUUCAUUCUGCUGCUGCCAACAGACUCUCACAGAGCUGCUCUGCACUUUAGGAAGCUUAUAGACAAUCUCUGCUAUCCUCCUUCUAGUUGGAAUAGCGUUGGGUGAGUAGAUUUUUCUGCCCUGUGAGGGUGCUGAGGCGCUGGCACAGGGUGCCCAGAGAAGCUGUGGCUGCCCCAUCCCUGGCAGUGUUCAAGGCCAGGUUGGACACAGGGGCUUGGAGCAACCUGCUCUAGUGGAAGGUGUCCCUGCCCGUGGCAGGGGGUUGGAGCUGGAUGAGCUUUAAGGUCCUUUCCAACACAAACCACACUGUGGUUCUUGUUGGAUAAGUGCUCUCUCAUUAGGGUUCUGUAGCAACAGAAGUAAUGAGUUCCAGAAGUAAAGUAAAAGGGAAGUGGGUUGAAUAUUUAACACACUGAACCUGAAAGCUCAGUGUAAUAACCAAGACAGAUUUAACACGGAUGGUUGUUUCUUAGCUGUGAAAUCAUAGAAUGGUUUGGGUCGGAAAGGACCUUAAAGCUCCUCCAGUUCCAACCCCCUGCCAUGGGCAGGGACACCUUCCACUAGAGCAGGUUGCUGUAGUGGGAAGAUGCCAGGUUCUUCCCUGCUUGCAGUGAACCUGGUGCCUCUUCAGCCUCUGUGAGGAAAGGGAAGGUUGGAAAUCCCACAGUACUUUUGCACAGGCUGCUCUGGUGCUCUGAAGGAAUAUUUGGCUCUGAAGCACUGGAAAGCACUGGCUGAAUCAGGCUCGUUGCACAUUCUCCUUGGAGCCUGUGCAGCGCUGAACUGGGAUUUAGGGAAGAGCUGCAUCUCUAGUGCCAAAGCUCCCUCUCAUGGUGCUGCUGUGCGGAGGAGCUGAUGCUCCGUGUCGCAGGCAGAGUGCAUCCUGCUGGAGGCAAACUUUCCUGGCACCUACAGGGAGACUGGGACAGAAGAGAUUGCAGCCAGGUAGUGCAACUUGGGCUGGGAAUUCCUUGCUCCCCAGUCAAAUGCUUAUACUGGUGGUAGGGGUGAAGUGAGAGAUAUGUAAAAUAGCGUAUCACAUCCACUGCUGUCCUUCUCCCUCUUGCCAGCUCCUGAGUGGGCUGUGUCUGCCCUGGUUCCUUCAAAGGAGGAGCCACUGCCCCUUGGAGUGAGAUGUGGCAGGGACAAGCCUGGGGUUUGUGUGCUUCAGGGUUUAUAUUCCAGCUCUGAGAGCCAGGGCCUUCACUGCUAAGAGGGAUGGGUGUAAGACCUCUGGUGGACAGAGCCUGAAACCUAAGCCCUAUUAGUUUGUGAACUCGGUGUUGUUAGAGUGGAGAAGUACUUGAGGAAGGAGGUCCCUGCUGUGUGGAGGGCAGCGUGUUCCAUGUGUGGCAGGACUUCUGCAAACAGCUACACUUCUGCUGUGCUUCUGUCUUUCCCAUCUCCCAACUGUAUCUGCAUCCAGCACCUCCCUGAGAGCUGUUACCCUUGGCAUGGGAGGAUGUUGGUAGCCUAAACUUCGUCUGCUUAAGGGCACACACAUGGAAAUUCAUAACAAUCCAGGAGAGAGCAAUUCCUCCCUUUGCCAUAGGGACUUGCAGUCCUAUAAAGCAUCAUCUGUCUCCAAGCACUUUGCUGUCUGUUCCUGUUGGUUUCUUUUUCGCUUGUUCUCUUGAGUUCAUACCUGUUGUGCCUUUGCUUUCCUUUGGCUUGGGACAGGACAUCAGCCAGCUUCCUUUCUUCUGCAUGUCAUUUCUUCUCUGAGUCUGUGAAAGGGAAUGCAGCGUGGCCAAGGACUGGUUCAGAGUUGCCUUUGCUGCCAGGUUCUCCCUUUCUGCCUCAGAUUCCUGCCUUAGGUCAUAU